CUGUAAAGGAAGAAGACUGAGCACGUUCGUGAAGAGUGGACCGUAAUGGAGGCAGUGAGCUCUAGCACUAAAAUAGUUAUAAUAGGAUGCGGGAUAUCCGGAAUAUCUGCGGCUCACAGGCUUAUUAAAGCUGGGUUUCACAAUGUGCGGGUACUGGAGGCGACUGCGAGGAGCGGAGGAAGAAUAAAAACCGGAGCCUUAGGUGAUAGGAUAGUUGAAAUUGGGGCAAACUGGAUCCAUGGACCAUGCAAGGAGAACCCAGUGUUUUGUUUGGCCCAGCAGUACGGACUCCUGGACCCAGAGGCCCUCACCCCAGAAAACCAGGCCAUGGACAUCGGAGGACACCCCCCCUGGGUUCCCAACUUCUUCAGCAGUUCAGGUCAGAAGCUUAAUGCUGUGGACGUCUAUCCAGCUAUGGAGAUGUUUGCUGAGCUGCUGAAUGAAGGUUCAGAAUUUCAGAAUCAAGGGGGAGAACCCUGCUCCAGUGUGGGAGAUUUCAUCCGGUCAGAGGUGCAACAACGAUCAGAAGAGAAAUGGAAAGAUAUCGAUGCAAACACCAGAUCUCUACAGCUGUGUAUGAUCAGCAACAUGCUGAAGGUGGAGUGCUGCGUUAACGGGGCCCAUAGCUUGGAUGAGGUGGGCCUGGGGGCCUUUGGCCUUUAUAAGACUCUUCCUGGACUGGACUGUAUAUUCCCAGGAGGCUACGAAGGUCUAAUCAAAAACUUGAUAUCAGAGCUUCCCGGUGGUUUAGUGACCUACAGUCGACCUGUGGGCUGUGUCCACUGGAGCAACUCGGAGAAGAGAAAAAACCCUGUUGUAGUUGAGUGUGAUGAUGGGGAGAAGAUCACUGCUGACCAUGUUAUUGUCACAGUACCUCUAGGAUACCUGAAGAAGAACCAUUCAACUCUGUUUUGUCCUCCACUCCCACUGCACAAGCUGCACUCCAUCCAGAGACUGGGUUUUGGUACAAACAAUAAAAUAUUUGUGGAGUUUGAUUCUCCGUGGUGGGACGCUGACUGUGAGGUCAUCUACCUUAUAUGGGAAGAUGAGGAAGCUGUUGUGGACCAGGUGCCAGACGUUCAGGGAUCCUGGAUAAAGAAGCUGUUUGGCUUCACUGUGCUGAAACCCACUGAAAGGUAUGGACAUGUUCUCUGUGGCUGGAUAGCUGGACAUGAGUCAGAGUACAUGGAGACACUGUCUGAACAACAGGUCACACAUGCCGUCACACAACUCAUCCGUAGGUUUACAGGGAACCCGACCAUCACCCCGAGGAGAGUCCUGCGCUCCCAGUGGUUUCAUGACCCCUGGACAUGCGGCUCCUACAGUUACCCUGGAAAAGGCUGUUCGGAGCAGGACCUGGAGAACAUGAUGGAGCCCCUACCUGCGAAGGGAUCACAGUCAAAACCCCUGCAGGUGCUGUUCGCUGGAGAGGCUACUCAUCCCUGCUACUACUCCACCGUCCAUGGAGCUCUUCUCAGUGGUUGGAGAGAAGCUGAUCGGCUCAUCUCUCACUACUCCUCCGUCAGUGAGCCGCUCAAGUCCAAGCUUUAAAAGUACAAUGCUGCAUUGAUGAGAAGAGAUUCAACAGAUUUGUCUUUGACUUAGUCAAACACUGAUGUCACAGUUGAUUGUGAGGACUGUGUGAAAAGCUGCGGUUUGUAUAAAUCAGUCACUUUAAAAACUGGAAAGUCCCAGAGAAUGUUAUGAAGUAAUGAACUUUGUAAGGACACACUUAGAAAUCUGAUUUGUACUAAUGCUGUCAAGGAAUCAGUAGGGAUUUUGUAACUUCAUUGUCUGAUGAUUUCAUUUAAACAUUUCUGUUGUCAAUGAGUAUAUCAGUAAUCACAUUUAUGUGCAGAACAUUGGAUAAAACUCAAUUUAGCUUACUUAGAAGUUCAUCUAGUCAUUGAAUUGAUUCAUUAACACAUUGCUUUACCAUUUGCAUUACGUUUGCUCCUCACAUUACAGUUCAUUCUUAAUGAUAUGGUGAAAUGUACCAUAUAGAAAAUUGUUGACGAACAUGAAUGAAUUAUUGUUUGAAAUAAUAUAUCAUUAAAAUUACAAGCCAAAGCUGUGAAGUAGGAAACUUACACAAACAUCCCAAAAAUUCCAUGUCAUAAGAAGAAGGGAGCAAAGUCAGAAUCAUGUGUAUGUGAAUUUCAGAAAGUGAAACCUACUCCGACUUGUUAAAAACAUUUGACAUGUGUGUAUUGACGGUGUAAGCAUGCAGCUAAGAGCAGCAACGUGUAUGCUGAGACACAGACUGUAGAACAUUGUCGCCUUAUAUUUUAUUAAGAGUUAGUGAGGCAUGUGAUGUAAUUUUCAUGUUAUAUAAUUAUAUCAAGAGUAUUCUGCAGGAAGAAAAACACUCAGUGGCAACUCAGAAGGUAUAGAUGAGAGUGUGAAUGUGGUCUGUAAUUUAUUUUGAGAUUCUGAGGUUGAGCUCUGUCUUUGUCUAAGAACACAGGAGGUAAAUAAAAGAAGAAAAACUA
Paralichthys olivaceus (Japanese flounder) is the source of this 2492-nucleotide messenger RNA. Its product is annotated as peroxisomal N(1)-acetyl-spermine/spermidine oxidase. The record is from RefSeq and is a predicted model, not a curated record. Lineage: Eukaryota; Metazoa; Chordata; Actinopteri; Pleuronectiformes; Paralichthyidae. Gene Ontology annotation, molecular function: polyamine oxidase activity.